CAGUUUCUUUCUGAUCUACGACUGAUUCGGAUCAACCUUCUCGUCUCCAUACGAUCCCAACUCGAGGAUAACGAUAGUUACUCUAAAGACAACGCGGACGACGGAUCGUCGCGGCGUGCAAUGAAGCUUGGUAUAAAAUUAUCUGCAUAUAAAUAGAUAUUGCCACUGUUGUGCAUACCUCAGUCGGAAAAUGAGUGUAUCGCAGAUCUGAAACUAGAAGCAACCUGCAUGCAGCAUCCAUCCCGAAAAAAUCCCACCGCUCGCCGACCGUUUGUUUGAAGCUUAAUGCAAAUAUGAGUGCCGUGUUGUUCCGCUUUAACCCUAGUGAUAACAAAAAGUGCUACAGAAACUGACGAUCAGGAAAUGAACCGACACAGGCAGACCUAUCAAGAACGGUGGUCGGACUGUCAAAAGUGAACUGUUCUCCUCCGUUCUAGUGUUAAUCUCCUGAUCGCUUGAAUUACGAUAGAGAAAAAAGUGUUUGAGUGAUAAAAUUGCGCGAAAAUAGUGUUUGUAUGAAGAAAUCAUUCAAACGGCCUCAACUUAAGCAUUAUGCGUGGGAGCAUAGUUGGUAUAGAGGAUGGCCUCAUCAAUGCGAAGUCUGGCACCUGGCACGGGAUACUGCUCGAGUUGAUCGAUAACCUAUAUGCAUCGUUCAUCAUCGGGCCAUUAGUGGUGGCCUAUUGGCGCGGUACCUGGAAUUUAAUGACAGAUUACAUCUACCCAUCGGAUUAUGCCACUAGUCUUAUUAUAUCGCUAGGUCUCGGCGUAGUGGGACACUUCUUGUUUCAUGUCUUACAACCGACGUUCCGGCGACACCUUAACCCCGAUCGGCAUCGACUGCUGUACUACAUUGGCUCACGAGUGUACACCGAAAUCUACGGCACGGUAUGCGUAAAUGCGUGGCGCGGAGGAUGGGAAAUGAUUAAUCUGUAUACGACGCAUGAUGUGCUGUACGUUGUGUUGAUAACGCUCAGUUGUGCACUGGCGAUGGCACUACUGAAAGGCCUACGAAACAUUUCCGCAUCACCGUUCGUGGUCGUCAAUGAUCUUUGCAGAGAGUAUUUCGAUGUUCCAACAUAUUUCAAAGUGUCGAGCUCUAAGGAACCUGGACUGUAUGUACUAGAUUGCUUGUUUUCGGUGCUGGUCAUCGGAUCGUUGGUGGUGUUCGUUUGGCGAGGGUUAUGGGUGUUGUUGGAUUUAAAGCUAUUUCCAGAAGAUCGAGCAUUAUCGGCCUGGUCUUCAGUGUUGAUAGGCUACGGUGUAACCGGCGUUACCUUUUCGUUGCAACCUCUAAUGCGAUGGGCGUGUGAUCGAUUAACAGGAGUAUGGCGCGUCAUCAUUGCUGAUCUUUUCCUUUUCCUGAGUUUUAUUGGUACGAUAAAUGUUUGGCGAGGAGUGUGGGCCUUACUGGAUCAUUAUUUUCUACCAGAUAACCGACUUCUCAGCGAUUGGAUAACUCAUAGUGUAUCGUUACUGCUUCUCAUUCUCCUGAACUGUUCAAACUCAGUAUUGGUACGGGGAGUUUACAUCGACGCCGAGGAACCGGCCGGCCAGUGUGUCGUCUUUCCAGUGUACUACAUACGGUUGUUCUUCCAGAAGGAACGCAAUAAGAAACAGAGAAGACUGCUGGAAGCGCUAGGAAGGGUUGAGUAUAACAACGUAACUAGCGUACUCCUGGAGAAGAAACCGAUGAAAACUGAACAAAAUCACCAGAUUAUCCGAAACCUGGAUGCCGUGCCACUAACAAUAAUUGAUAAUCCUAAGACCCACGGUGAUCACAAUUCGCAUGAAAACAAACAGUGAACACACUUCAAUAACUCGACAAAUCAUACACCUCUCGUAUGGAGUAUACACGCGAUAGCAACGCAUUUUCCAUUGCACAUUUAUUACAAAAUAAAAAAAACACAUAAUUUAGGCCACUAAACAGGUCAAGAAUCUGAAGUCCGCUACGAAUUUCCACGAUUGGCUACUUGUGAGAGUAUUUGUAAUUUAGAUUUGCCCCGAUAGCAUUAGAGGUAUUUUUUUACAAAUAAGUAUUAUUUACGAUUGGUAAGAUCUUUUUACAGAAACGCAUCUCUAAAAAAAAUUGUAUAUAAAUCAAUAUUAGAAGCAUUCCAAUUAUUUAUAAAUACGUUUUCGUAUGAUCUAGAAUAAACGAAGGUGACUUUAAACUUAA
Messenger RNA from Malaya genurostris, 2179 nucleotides. RefSeq lists its product as uncharacterized. The coding region runs from base 553 to 1806 and encodes 417 amino acids. Lineage: Eukaryota; Metazoa; Arthropoda; Insecta; Diptera; Culicidae. The transcript has 5 exons. Gene Ontology annotation, biological process: neuron-neuron synaptic transmission; neuromuscular synaptic transmission; clustering of voltage-gated calcium channels. Gene Ontology annotation, cellular component: presynaptic membrane. The record is from RefSeq and is a predicted model, not a curated record.